CUUUAAUAAAAUGCUCGACCUGAAUAAUAAAGUUGUUUUGCCAAACAAAAAAGAGAUCGAAUUCUUUAAACAAAACAACUUGUCUAACUGGAAUUUCAAAGAUUUUAUGCAGCAUUGUCAACUUAAAAAUCGCAUGUCCUUAAAAAUUGAUAAAGUAAUUAGUCAGUAUAAACUAUGUCUCAACAACAUAAAGCAAUGUGUACAAGACGACGAAGUGAAAAGAUAUGUCGAAAAUUUAUCAGAGGAGGUCAAUGAUAAACCCACUGAAGACCAAUUAAAAACUACCGUCAACAACUUCCAUAAUGUCAACUACGGAACUGCUACCGUAAUGGAAGCACAUGGCGCAGUAAAAGUUGAACAAAACAACAAGAAAAGAAAAAUUGCUGAAGAUCCACAAACAUCUUCAACAGAGGCACAAUCGGAAGUAUCACCAACAACACAUUCUGGUCUAUCUUUAUCGCCAGAACAUUACAGUAUUUCACUUUAUGAUUCGUGGGAAGAAACAGAGAGUGAAGAAGAAAUAGUAGUAGAAGAAGAUAUCGAGAUGAAUGUCUGGGAUAUAUGGAAGAAAAUCCUUGACACUAUGCAGAGAGAUGGUGAUAUCGAUAAGUAUAGCUUGGAACAUUUAAACAUUGUUCAACUUGGAAACAAGCUUGGUUCCAAGAUAACACGAGAAUAUUACCCCAAAAAUUUAAUCAAAAAAACUGGACUCACACCUGAAGAGAUACCUUGCUCAUUCGCUGAAGAUAAUGAAUUCUACAAUAACAUAUUUGAUACUAUUGCUCUUUCGGAUGAGUUUUCCUCAAAUGAAGUACUGGUCGAAGCGGCCUCGCUUGUAUUUAAGUCAAACAAUCCAUUCAUGAAAUUUUUUCAUACCGUUCUGCAGUCAUUCGUCAGUGGGUUGUUUAUUGAUGAUAGUGAUGUUUACAACAACGAAAUAAGUUAUAACUACUAUAUUCUAUGGCCAAUUCUGAACUCGUUAUCAAAAUCAAUUCAGAAGACUAAGUUUUCAUUGGGUGAAAAGAGAUUAGAAGCUGUAUCCCAGGAGCUAAAGUUGAUCCAUAAUGACAAUUGGCAUUUCUAUAAUGCUGAUGGUAUCAUUUCAAAUAUAGAAAAUAAGAUUGAAAUAGCAAUCUUGGAAACAACAGGCCCUUACUUCAACAAAAUGACCCAAAGGAAACUCAAGAUUAUAUCAAGGCUGGAUACGGCCUUGUUGCCAUGCUGCAUGUCAUCGGGCGAAAGUUCCACUAUGGUGAUUUUGAAAUUUUCAAAAAAAUUGGCUCUUUUUUAUUCAGGCGACACGUUUCAACAAAGAUCAGGAUUUGGAGAGCAUUUAUGCCAGCAAGCAAGGUUUAUGUGAUCAAUUGUAUUGGUUCAGUCGAAGUGCCAACAGAAUCAAAAACGUCAGAGGAAAAAUUGAGAAAAUUGAUUGAUCUAUUUUGGUUCUUAAGACAACUAAUUAACGAAUCAUAUCAAGCCAUCGAUGAGCUACAAGGAUCACACAUUGAUAAUAUGAAGAAAAAGGCUAGGAAGUUGGAGGGGCACGAAAAAGUAACAAGUUUGUGUGGCAACUUCAAAAUAAACACCCUAGUCAAAUUGCCACAGAUUUGCAUCAAAAAAUCAAGUCAUUUGCAAAUCAAUAGCUCACCAUUAGACCAGACAACAGUAGUUAGAUAAUUAGGGCAUAUCUAUCGCUAGUUUUCCAUUAAAAUAACAUAGUCUACUAUAUUCGCUUUAUACUUGGAAUAUUUCAAAGUUAUUUAAUUAAAACAUACAUGUUAACUUGUAG
This is a messenger RNA of Gilbertella persicaria, 1789 nucleotides long. RefSeq lists its product as uncharacterized. Lineage: Eukaryota; Fungi; Mucoromycota; Mucoromycetes; Mucorales; Choanephoraceae. The record is from RefSeq and is a predicted model, not a curated record. The coding region runs from base 11 to 1360 and encodes 449 amino acids. The transcript has 8 exons.